Sclerotinia trifoliorum is the source of this 1358-nucleotide messenger RNA. NCBI's taxonomy places the organism in Eukaryota, Fungi, Ascomycota, Leotiomycetes, Helotiales, Sclerotiniaceae. The record is from the annotation of a GenBank genome assembly.
UAUAAAAUCUCCAACAGCUUCAGAAGAUUCCUGAUGUACAAAUCCUCAAAGUGCUAAUAGAAAACUCCAGACUCAGCACAACCCAUAUUCAAUUCAACCAACAGCACUGUGGUAAAGUCACAGCCAUGGAUUCUUCUAAUACACCGCAAAUGCGCUCCGGUCUGUAAUUUCUUUCAAAUUUCCUAUUGCAAAUAUCUAUAUCCACAUGUACUAAAUUCUGACCAACAUUCAAGCAGCAGACAAAGUCAAACUCAACACACCCUCACAAAUACCCCUCCCCGUAACACCGGUCUCCACACUAAAACUCAGAGAAGCAACUCGUGUUCCUCUUCCCGAAUCACCUAUUCCAAUAGCCUCUAUGCAUAAGCUCAAGAUCUCAGAUCAUGUUUCCCUUCCCGAGACACCUCUACGCUCUUCAGGUAUGAAGUUUCCAUUCCUCAUUCUUCCCUAUCUCUAACAAAGAGCUAUUUAUAAAGAUUCUAAUACGAAUUCAGUUGUCAAGAAUCUCGUAUUAAACGAUGCCAAUAUUCCCCUUCCAGAAACACCAACGCCAGAAAUUUCCCCCCUCAAACUCGAAGAUGCAUCUAGAGUUCCACUCCCCGAGACACUCCAAUCUUCUGCCGGUAUGAAAUCUUCCCUCACCAUUUCCGACAUUGACACACAUAAAUACAAAUCAUAGAUCCCCAGCUAACAAUUAUCACAGUACCCGAUAAACUCAAACAAGCCAUUCAAACCCCCCUCCCCUCCACACCUCCCCAAUCCAAAUCCCAAACCCAAUCCACCAAAUUCACCGACCAAGUCAUGUCGGCCUCCAAAAGCACCCUCAAACGCACACUCGACAAAUUUUCCGAAUCCAACAUCGUCCAACUCCGAGAAAUCGUCGAAUACGGAUUCUUAUAUCCGCUUGUACAUAGUGGCAAAGUAAGCACACUACAGACGAUUGGAUUUGAUGAAAUUGAUCAUAGUUUGAAAUGGAUGGCCUUUAAUGAGUAUAUUCAUAAAAAAGCUUCGAUGGAUGAACUUCAGGGUUUUGUCAUUGAGUUGGGUAAUAGUGAUGAGGUGCUUAGGAGGGAGAUACAUGAGUAUUUGGGCGUGUGUGCUUUUAUUGCUAAAUAUACUGAGGAUUAGAGAUGCGUGGUGGGAAUGGAUGUAUGUUGAAUUUAUUGGGCUGGCCUAUACGUGCAUACACUUUGUUGGGAGAAAGGGUAGCUUCGAGCGUUGAGUCAGGAAUGGUUCAGCGGGAGUAUGGACGUUGAUAUACAGGGAGCUUGAUAUCGGUGGGGGUUUUAUUCAUGAAUGCGAAAUUUUGCAUAGAGGCAAUGGGAUCGGUAUUCAUUAGAGGUAGAUGAUAUCUUAUA